AUGCUGGAUAAAUACAUAAAUCUACUAUUGCCAUGCAGUCUGGGAUUGAUAUGGAUUUGGCUGACUGAUUCAACGGAUGCCUUAAUGAACUACACGGCAAAACCUCGCGUAGUCCUUCCACCUAAUUAUGUCAAGGAAAUGAGACCACCUUCCAAGAAAGGCUCUCCAGUGAUAGUAGACUUUAGCAUAUUUGUUGUAGAUAUUAACUCAAUCAAUGUAGAGGAUAUGGACUUUAGGGUAGAUAUGUUUAUACAUCAGCGUUGGAACGAAUCAAGACUCGAGGUCUCCGAUGACAUAUUCGAGGAGGGCGAUGAUUAUGUGACACUACUUCCAGAAUUCUUCGAUAAUCUCUGGCAACCGGAUCCAUAUUUUUUGAAUUCGAAAAUUGCCGAGAUAGCAACACUAACGCACAAAUUCACCUCAGUGACUUUAUACAAAAAUAAAACCGUACGUUAUGCGGCGCGAAUGCAUGCGAUCAUCGCCUGUCAAAUGGAAUUUCAACUCUAUCCGAUGGACAUACAGGUGUGCCCCAUAUAUAUAGAAAGCUUCUCAUCGAAUAAUCAAAAAGUGAAAUUACGUUGGUCCGACUCUGGCGUCACUUUGAAUCCCGAGCUCAAAUUGCUGCAAUACAACCUUGGCCAACCGCUCGAGCUGGAAGAGAGUGACGGCUAUAUGCCCGAGAAGGUUGGCAAUUUUUCACGUCUCACAGUGUAUUUCCGAUUUGAGCGGCAAAUCGGACAUCAUCUUAUACAGACGUUCGCGCCAUCAUCGCUCGUUGUAAUGUUGUCCUGGUUUAGUUUUUGGUUGGGACUCGAUGCCAUACCGGGUCGUGUGACGUUGUUGGUCACAUGCAUGUUAACUUUAGUCACCAUGUUCACUGGUCUUAGAGCGGAUAUACCACCAGUUGCCUAUGUGAAGGCUUUGGAUCUUUGGAUGGCCGGUUGUAUGGUGUCUGUAUUUGCAGCGUUAGCGGAAUUUGUUGUUGUGAAGGUCUURGAUGUACAAUAUCAGUAUCAAGUAAAUAAAAUACCGAAAGUUCUGCCGAUGCGCAUAAGCAACAUGGAGAAGGGUCAAUGUGCAACGGUGGCCAGCUGGGAAGGGGGCGCAGUGCGCUCACGCAAAUCCACACAAACACCAACAACRCCAGGACAGACUUCAUUGCAGGGCAAUGGCGGGCCACCGAAGCCGGCGCGUCGACAAAGUCUACUGUCGGUGGCCUGGACCGACACUGACACUGGUGUGGAGAAGAUAAUGUGGCGCGAAAUCGAUAAAGUAUCACGCGCCGUAUUUCCCAUAUUAUUUUUCGUCUUCGUACUACUCUAUUGGCCCAUAUUGCUUAUGAAGUCGUCCUAGGAUUUACGGAGUUCCAGAAUACCGAAUUCUGGGCUCCGCUGAAAUAAUUAUGCCCACAUACAUAUAUACACUUGUAUGUAUUGCGUCGGCGCACAUAAAUAAAGCAAAAUAUUUACUUACAUACAUACGUGCAAAGAUUUGUAUGUAUUUGUAUUUAGUACGAGAUUAUGAAACAACAAACACAUGCUCGCAAAUGCAAAAUUGUAGUUAGUGUAUAAUAUGCUACGAAGUAAGUAAUGAGUUUUUAGCUGAAUUAACAAAUAUAUUUUAAAUUAAAAAAAGAAUAUAUUUUUAUUGAAAACUCUUUUU
This is a messenger RNA of Bactrocera latifrons, 1662 nucleotides long. It is a transcript of the gene alka, whose product is annotated as glycine receptor subunit alpha-2. Gene Ontology annotation, molecular function: neurotransmitter receptor activity; extracellular ligand-gated monoatomic ion channel activity; transmembrane signaling receptor activity. The transcript has 9 exons. Bases 1 to 1353 code for a protein of 450 amino acids. The record is from RefSeq and is a predicted model, not a curated record. NCBI's taxonomy places the organism in Eukaryota, Metazoa, Arthropoda, Insecta, Diptera, Tephritidae. Gene Ontology annotation, biological process: chloride transmembrane transport; chemical synaptic transmission; signal transduction. Gene Ontology annotation, cellular component: neuron projection; synapse; membrane.